Messenger RNA from Arctia plantaginis, 342 nucleotides. Lineage: Eukaryota; Metazoa; Arthropoda; Insecta; Lepidoptera; Erebidae. The record is from the annotation of a GenBank genome assembly.
AUGCCAAUAAUUAAUCGGAAUCCACCAGUUCCCAAUCCCAGCACCAAUGUUGAGCCGCCAUUGGCCGGAGAGCCGGGACCUUCACAGGCACGUGACAGUAAUGAUGAUGACAUUGCUCAACCUGGACCCUCGACGCAGAUUGCACAGCUAAGGAAUUCAAAUAUUGUAAAAUUCGGUAAACGCAAAAAACCCAAGAAAUCGCGCAAGGUUAAGAAGCAAGCCAAUACGACCAAUCCUAAUCCGCCGCCACCUGGCUUUUUGACAGUGUCUGGUUGUAUAGCAUCAAAGGGUGCGAAAAGUAGUCGACCCAACAUUUUACAAGAACUGCUUAGAAGUAGAUAG